AUGGGCCAAACCACAGCAGAAUUCCUGACCGGCGGACUCGUCGUCAGUGUGGCCCUAAGCAUUCCCUUCGCUCCAUUCAGAGCGUUAGUUUUAAUCUUUGGAGCACUUACUCUUCUUCACAACAAAUUUGGCAAUGGUCUGGCCCGUUUCCCCGGCCCGUUCUGGGCUUCGACAACCAACUUCUGGCGUCUGAGAGAGGCGUACACAAAUGGAGACAAGCGUCCGACCAUCGUUCAACUCCACGACAAGUACGGUGACGUCGUGCGUUUGGGCCCGAAGGCACUUUCCUUUGCAUCGCCCGAUGCCAUUGACGAGAUUUACGGCCCAAAGGCCAACAUGGCAAAGUCCAAGUGGUACAUGGCCUUCGAGGCGCACGGCAAGGGCGAGAAAAAGGAGAAUAUCUUUUCCACCCGCGACAUUCACUGGCACGCCCGCUAUCGGGAACUCGUGAAGCCUGGCUUCAGCAUCAACCACGUUGGCCACAAGGAAGAUGAGAUUGACGACCUGAUCAAGCUUUUGCUCCAACAGUUCGACGAGCAGACUGACAAGGCGGUCGACCUGCCUGGCACCCUUCAAUACUUCACCUUCGAUGCAGGCGGUGUCUUCGCCUUCAGCAGGCCCUACGGUUUCUUGAAGAAGCGCUUCGACAUUGAUGGCAUCAUCCAAUCCGUCCGCAGUGGCUCAACCCACCUCAACAGGCUCGCUCAAGUGCCCUUCUUCCAGAUGUUCUUGGAUCAGAACCCUCUGGCCAAGUACUUCGGAUUCAUCGCGCCUCCCAUGGCUUUCGCGAAAAAGUACCUGCCCGAGAAGAGAAUCGACGAGGAGAUCGUCCAGCCCAGCAAGGACCCGGAGCACUACGACAUCCUCGACGCCUACCUCGCCGCCCACAAGACGAACCCCGGCGUCGUGACGCGCAACGAAAUCGUCGAUCUCGGUCUCAUGGUCGUCGUCCCCGCAUCCGAGGCCGUCCGCACCGCCAUGAGCGUGCUCGUCUUCCAGCUCCUCAAGCACCCAGCCGCGCUCGCCAAGAUGCAGCAAGAACUCGACGGCGUCUACCCCGACCACAGCGGCACCAUCCCGUCGUGGGGCGUCGUGUCGACGCAGCUGCCGUACCUGGACGCCUGCAUCAAGGAGACGUUCCGCAUCCACCCGUCGACGGGCUUCCUGAUGGAGCGCAUCGUUCCGGCGGGCGGCGCCGUCGUGUGCGGCCGCUUCGUGCCCGCCGGCACCGCCGUCGGCUGCCUGCCGUGGGUCAUCCACCGGCACAAGCCGACCUUCGGCGACGACGUCGACGCCUUCCGCCCGGAGCGCUGGCUCGAGGCCAGCCCGAAGCAGCGCGAGCGGAUGGAGAAGUUCUUGUGUCCGUUCGGCUUCGGGUCGAGGUUGUGCUUGGGCCGCGAUAUCGGCUUGUUCGAGACGUAUAAGAUUGCUGCGACGCUGUUUAACAGGUACAAGAUUUCGCUGGAGAACCCUGAUCAGGACAUGCAUAUCACCUGGGGCAACAUUGUCAGUGUUGACUUCCGGGCUCGUCUCGAGCGCCGUUGA
This is a messenger RNA of Lasiodiplodia theobromae, 1545 nucleotides long. RefSeq names its product Cytochrome p450. The record is from RefSeq and is a predicted model, not a curated record. The transcript has 5 exons. Lineage: Eukaryota; Fungi; Ascomycota; Dothideomycetes; Botryosphaeriales; Botryosphaeriaceae. Gene Ontology annotation, molecular function: heme binding; iron ion binding; monooxygenase activity. The coding region runs from base 1 to 1545 and encodes 514 amino acids.